This is a messenger RNA of Pyricularia grisea, 1334 nucleotides long. RefSeq lists its product as uncharacterized. Bases 42 to 1334 code for a protein of 430 amino acids. Gene Ontology annotation, molecular function: protein binding. The record is from RefSeq and is a predicted model, not a curated record. Lineage: Eukaryota; Fungi; Ascomycota; Sordariomycetes; Magnaporthales; Pyriculariaceae. The transcript has a single exon.
AAAAUAUUGACUAAGCACAUCUCCAGCACGGGAGCACCACCAUGGCACUGCUGAAGCAGCUCGUCACCCUGGGUGCUGCACUGGCCUCAACAGCACUCGCGACCAACAAUGCAGACAAGGCAGCAGCAGCCGUGGAGGGUAUACUCCAGCAGAUCCCAGAAUACCUCUCUAACAUCACUGAGCGAGCCCUGUUCCACCCCAAGGGCUGGUAUGAUCCCAAGAUCUGCACCGGAAACGACGACAAGUGGUGUCUGUUCUCGAGCCGGGAUGUUGCGAGCGGUAGAGGCCUGGCCGUGAUAUCAACGCCCAGCAACUUCCAAAAAAUCCGGCGUCUCGAGGCCAUCAUGAACAAAAUGGAAACCAAGGCUGCUGGCCCGUUCAGAGACGACGAGGUCGAAACCGGACGCAUCAGCGUCGUUGCCACGGAGCAGGUCAAGCGCGCAACCAAGCUGAUGGAGCUACCGCCCGUCCUGAUGAUCCACAAGACGUUCCUCGAGGACGCAGACAAGCACACACAGGAACACAUGAUCUCUGCAGCGCUGUCCCUCCUGCCGGAAAAGACACGAGCGCUGGUGGAAGCCGCCGCGGGCAAGUCUCACCUCGCCGCCAAGUCGGACACCAGCAACACCAGCAACAGCAGCAGCAGCAGCAGCCGCAGCAUGGUGGCGAUCCUGCGCGCGCACCCGCUCGAGGCCAGCACGGGCGCCACGCACUGGGACGGGCCGGACCACGGCCGCCACCUGGCGCUGUACCCGGAGGUGCUGGCGCUGGCGCACGACUGCCGGCCCAACGCGGCGUUCUAUAUCGACCACACCGACCUCACCCUGCACCUGACCGCGGCGCGCAAGAUGCACCCGGGAGAGGAGCUGUCCAUCUCGUACAUCAACCCGCGGCUGGGGCGGGCAGAGCGCGAAGCGGCGGCGCGGAGGAUGUGGGGUCGGCCGUGCAGGUGCGCGGCCUGCACGGGGAAGGGAGGGGAUCUGAAGGCGCUGGCUGGGGCGGAUGCGAGGGCGACAGAGCUGGCGGGGAUCGAGGCGGAGCUCAAGGAUGCCGACAGCGCGGCUGUCACGGAGGAGAUGCUGCGGAGGUAUGUGCGGUUGAUGGAGGAGGAUGGCUUGCAGAGUAGGAUGGCCGAUGCAUACGAGCAGGUGGCUUACAACUACGGGUAUCUGGGGGUCGAGGACAAGGCAAGAAGGUUUGGGAACUUGGCCAUUCAGGCCGCAACCAUCGAGCAGGGGAGAGAGUCCAACGAUGUUACUGCCUUGAGGGUGUUUGUUAAUGGUGUCACGGAGCAUUAUAGUUGGCGGUGGAAGAUCAAGAGGCGUGGGGGCUAA